CCUCCAUUGAGAAGGUUUGGAAGCUUCUCUAAUUAAUGAGACUCGGUUUGCAACAAACGUCUUGAAUCUUGUGGAGUCGUUCUCGAUAUAUCUCAGCACUGUGGUGCUAUCAGCCCAAAAAUUUGACUCCUCAAGAUCGAUUUGAAGCUCCUCUCUCAGCAUCCUAUCCAUUUUGACUGCGAUGGUGGCUGCUGUCAAUUCCAUUCUUGGAAUAGUAACCUGCUUGAGUGGUGCCACUCUGGACUUUCCCAUCAUGAACAUGCAGCUCCGUUGAUCGUGAUCAUUUGUCAACAAGAGGUAUGUGACAGUCCCGUAUCCGUUCUUGCUAGCAUCUGCAAAGUGAUGCAAUUGAAAGGUCUUGACAUGCCCGAACCCUGCAGGUUUAAUACAUCUACUCACACUGAAGUUUGCAAGUUUAUGCAAAUCUUCCAGCCAGGACAGCCACCUCUUAGCCUUUUUCUCUACAAAAUCCUCAUCCCAUGCUAUUUUCUCUCUAUACAGGUCCCCCAGAAUGAGCAUUGCCGGUUGCACAAAUGAUGCUAGGAACCCAAGAGGAUCGUAAACUGAGCAAACAACUGACAAUAUACCUCUUCUGAAGCACACAUUACUGUAUAUUAGCCCCGAAGAGAAGAUUCUUGGUUGAAGAUGCUGGAGAACAAAUAACAGCAGAUUAAGACUCAAGAUCAAGACUGAACAUUUCUGUUGCAUCAAGAUGUCUUCUGAAAAUGGCAAAAGCGAAGAAGGGGGAAGAAACCCACCUGAUGCCAGUUUAUAUCACAUAGCUAAAGAUUUAUUAGCAUUUUUAAAUGGGUUUGAUUGCUUACGUGAAGCUAAAAAACAGGUUCUAGGGAAAAUGACGAUUAAAACACUGCAUGAACAUUGGAAAGCUGAUGUUAUUGAAGAAGCUUUUAACGUAACAAAAUUAAUGGACAAAAAACACCAAGCACACUGGGCUUUUGUGACAAUGGUGCAGGUGAUGAAAAGUUUAAUUUGUGAUGAAUGUAAACAAUAUCCAGCACAGGAGGAAUCGGGUGUUGCUGGGGGGUGUUAAUAAGCAGCAUUCUGGAGGAAGCCACCAAACAUCUAGCUCUGGGCAAACAGGUGGUGUCAGUCAGAGCUGCACUGGGACACCAAAUACAGUCCGGAGUCAGAGCACUGGGAAUAAUCCCGCUGAUUCCAAUAGACAUGACAGGCCUGCUGGAGCAUUAAUAAAUACACAAAAUAAUAACUGUAGGGAAACCAUCUACAUACGUAUCCCACGCUUUUUAAUGAUUCACAAUGAAGAAAGAGUAGGAGAACAAUUUAGAAACAUCGAAUCUCGCUAUAAAUUAAUAGAUGGAGUUCCUGAAACUGAAAAUAUGUUUAAUGAAAUAAGGAAAAGAAAAUCUUACGUCAUGUCCUUCAACCAUCAAACCAGGAAUGCUAACUGGGUGUAUGAGAUACUGAACAGGGAUACUACACCUGAGAAUCCUGCGGAGGCAUCACCAUUUAGACAAACCUAUCACAGAGGUCAUCUCGCUGCGGCUGCCAAUCACUGGUGGUGUUGGGAAGCCAUUGAUGAUGCUAAUGUGAUCGACAACAAAGUACCACAGCAUAGAACUUUAAACACAGGCCCGUGGAGAACGUUGGAGCGUGACUGUCGAGAAGCAGCCACAGCUCAAAAUAAUAUCCGCAAUGUCCAUGUGUACUCUGGACCACUUUACCUAAGAGAUAUGGUUCCUCGAACGCUGGAAGGGAAACGGCUGCCAAGCCACUUCUUUAAGGUGAUAAUUGAGGAGAAUGAGGAUGGGACAGUAAAUCAGCUGCAAUGCUGUAAGAUGCCCAAUGGGAAUCUCCCUGGGGAAAAUCUAAGUACAGAUAUUUACAGGACCAUUGAAGAGAUUCAGCGAAACUCUGGGCUGACUUUCAUAGAACGCAGACCCAAUGUGGGACAGAAUGCAAUAGCCAGUGAAAUCACAGUGACAUUGCGUGGAGAAGAUGGAAACGUGCAACGUGCUGCUAAUAUACAAGUCACAACAAGUCCAUUAGUUUAGACAAACACACUCCAUGAUAAUGCUUACAUGUCUCUUUCUUUCUUUACAAAACUAAACUUUAUUAUUAUUAUUAUUAUCAUUAUAUACAUAUGACUUGAGCCGUAUAGCACAGAAAAGAAACCAACAAGUGUCCAGCAGAUACAGAAACUUCAAUAUUGUUUAAAAGUCGUCUCAUGUGGAAACAUUAUGACAUUUUUGAGGACUUUCCUGUUAUUCUAAAAUCCUACUUUAAACGUAUUCUAAUAUGUAUUUAAUUACUUUUGAGUGUUUUGUCAUUUGUAAUUUUCUACACAGAACAUUA
Messenger RNA from Sinocyclocheilus grahami, 2334 nucleotides. Its product is annotated as endonuclease G, mitochondrial-like. Gene Ontology annotation, molecular function: RNA endonuclease activity; nucleic acid binding; single-stranded DNA endonuclease activity. Gene Ontology annotation, cellular component: nucleus; mitochondrial inner membrane. The record is from RefSeq and is a predicted model, not a curated record. Lineage: Eukaryota; Metazoa; Chordata; Actinopteri; Cypriniformes; Cyprinidae. The transcript has 2 exons. Gene Ontology annotation, biological process: apoptotic DNA fragmentation. The coding region runs from base 996 to 2033 and encodes 345 amino acids.